AUGCCGGUUUUUGCGGAGCGUUCGGUGCUCGCCGCCAGGUCGACAUCGCCGCUCUCUGCCGGUGCCAUUGCGGGGGCAGUGGUAGGAUCAGUGGUGGGAGUCCUCAUUAUCCUGCUCUGCGUCUUUCCCUUUGCCAGACGGCGAUGGAUCAACCGUCAUGAUGAAAACACCCUGGCAGAGAUGGGGCAGAGCCCCGGAGGCCCCAACUUCACCCAUCCUGAUGACGAUUCUACAAAAAAGUAUUCAAAGGAUCAUCUAGUUCCUGGCUCCGAUAGUCAAGCUGGCACCGCUCACGAACAACCCGCCCACGGCAUACCAGAUAUCAACGGCCAGAAUACAUCACCAACAAAGACCAGCUUGGAUCAGCUUCCCUCUCAGCCAGCCCUCCCGCAAGGCGUUUCUCUUGACCAAGGUCUCCCGUCGUCCAUCUCGCCAUCUGCUUCGCCGUCACCCCGGUCCGAGUCCUUCCCCGGCCAGGCCCAAACUGGAGGCCAGGCAGUAUCUUCACCGGCAGCCGGUCCGAUCCGGUCACCAACGAGUGCCUCGUCAAAGUCACGUUCCGCUUCAAAAGGCACCACCGGCAAGGACAGCACACGCCAGUUGAACUUUGACUCUUCGUUCGCUUCGCCAAGUCGUCAGGGCACUUUUAGCAACAUCGUCGAGGAGCCCGAGUCUUUUGAGCCCCCUUCGCAACGCUCCACUUUCCGAGAGAAACUCACUAGUAUCUUCCGGACUUCAUCUGGCGAGGCACGUCGGGACAGCAAGCGAUCUACCGGCACCCGCUCGUCUUCUGUUCUCACAGGCGAUAUUCUUGCCUACCAGGAGCCGAUACCAGGACAACCCAUCGGCCAACCUAUUAUCGAGGAGCACCAUCCCGACCCCAGUGGUCUCAACUGGGGCUAUUAUAACGACCCGACUCUCCCACCAGGAACCUUUACUACCAUCCCCAACCCCGCAGACUUGACCUUUGUGCCGCCAGCGACUUACGCUUCAGCCUCGGUCUUGCCUAGCCCAGUGUCGCCAAGUCAACAUCCAUUCCCUGGCCUUGGACUCGACAUCACUUCACCUGACGGUGACCAGACUGUCACGCCUAUCAACCCACUGCAUAGUUUCAGCCAGCGGAAUAAAGUUCCAGGGCCACUCCAGCGUGUCGAUAGUCUGCCUCCACCCACCAUCGUGUCGGAUAUCCCGAGUCCCCCAUUCAGCUAUACUGCCGGCCCCAGCGGCAACCCUAUGGACUUUAUGAACCCCACGAAUCAGGUCGAGAGCGCUUGGAUGGUCGAACAGGAGAUUCUCAAAGCCGAGAACUCGCCAUCACCCCCAGCCCCUUCACCGCCAACUGACACCUUCCCACCAACAAUGGCCCAGGAGCCUCAGCUGCAGUAUAUCGACCAGAACCACCAGGUCCAGUACAUCAACGGAGCUGGCCUGUCACCAGAACCAGAGUAUAACUUUGGCCAGCAAAGCCUUGGCCAGCAAAGUCUUGGCCAGCAGAACCUUGGCCAGCAAAAUAUUGGCCAACAGAACCUCAACCUGAACCAGCAAAGCUUUGGUGAACAAAGCUAUCAGUCCCCACCAUAUCAGCCUUCAUACCAGCAGACGCCAGAGAUGGGAUUGGUGCAAGAUUUUGGCGUUCCAUUAGGUUACUACGACGGUAACGGCACCGUGAUUCAAGAUUACUCUACGCCACCACCGUCAGGUCCAUCACUUCCCUCGACCGUCCAAAACACCCCUGACACACGCCUCACUGCGUACACGGCAUCCCCAUCACCGCCAUCCGAACUCGACCCCCACAAUGGAAUGUACCUCAGCGUCUCUCCCAUCCCAUCACCAGGCCAGUCCCCACAUCCAUCAUCGACCCUUUCUCCAGGGCUCUCGGCCCCGUCACCAGCCACCCCGGCGGGGUUAUCACCCGGGGGACAAGAGAAGGCCUUUGCCUGCAACAAGUGUGAUCGCAUCUUUGAUCAGAUCCACAAGCUCAAUCACCACAAACGCUACCACGACCGACCGCAUGAGUGCCCACACGCAGGCUGCACCAUGAGAUUCGGCACCAAGACCCAUCUAGACAGGCACAUCAACGACAAGCACUUCAAAACCCGCAAGUUUUACUGCACGGUCCACGACUGCCCUUACUCGAAGCAAGGGGGCAAGUCAUUCCCACGCAAGGACAACUGGAGGAGACAUAUGGUCAACAAGCACCAGCUUACACCAACAACGGAUCCCGAGCCGGAGUUUAUCGAUGAGAUGAUGGUUGGUGUAUAA
Molecule: messenger RNA, 2262 nt
Organism: Podospora pseudocomata
Lineage: Eukaryota; Fungi; Ascomycota; Sordariomycetes; Sordariales; Podosporaceae
Exons: 3
Coding region: 1-2262 (753 amino acids)
Biological process (GO): regulation of transcription by RNA polymerase II
Cellular component (GO): PcG protein complex; chromatin; transcription regulator complex
Molecular function (GO): DNA-binding transcription factor activity, RNA polymerase II-specific; RNA polymerase II cis-regulatory region sequence-specific DNA binding
Source: RefSeq, a predicted model, not a curated record